Messenger RNA from Drosophila erecta, 1838 nucleotides. RefSeq names its product putative serine/threonine-protein kinase haspin homolog (gene Haspin). Gene Ontology annotation, cellular component: nucleus; cytoplasm. NCBI's taxonomy places the organism in Eukaryota, Metazoa, Arthropoda, Insecta, Diptera, Drosophilidae. The transcript has 6 exons. The record is from RefSeq and is a predicted model, not a curated record. The coding region runs from base 99 to 1823 and encodes 574 amino acids. Gene Ontology annotation, molecular function: ATP binding; histone H3T3 kinase activity. Gene Ontology annotation, biological process: mitotic cell cycle; protein phosphorylation; intracellular signal transduction.
UAAAAAUGUCAUUAUCGAUCACGGCUGUUAUCGAAACAUUAAAUAUCUAUCGUAAUGAUUUUAAAAUUUAAAAUAUAAGAGUAAUUGGCAAAACAAAAAUGGAAAAUUCCUUAGAGGAAAGUAAAUUUAAGGAUCCGUUUGAUGAACUGUUAGACUCCAAUACGAAACUGCGUAAAAUGAAUAUUGCUAAACAAACUGUAAGAGUACCCUAUAACAUUGACUCCAGUGUUGAAAAUAGCAGCUACAUUGAAAUAAUGGGAUCAAAUCACGAAAACGAACCAGAUAGCUCAAAAGAAAUGUAUUGUCCCAGUGAUUCUAUAUCAACUCCUUGCGAUAAACGAUUGGGCGCAGCUUUAUUUAAUUGCGGCCUCUCUCCAAUAACUCGCUUAAAUCUUGAAGGUUUUGAAGCCAGUAGUGACAAAUGCCCUGAUACUAAAGACGCGAAUUCAAAUGUAUAUUUGAAAAUACCAUUUCUAAACAUAAAUGCUAGCCCAAAUAAAUGUUCUAAUUUCGGAAAACGGCGAUUGAGUAAGUCAAAUAAGAUGGAUACUGUUGUGCACCCUUCGAUCGUAUUAAAGCCGGGAAAGUGGCGAAAAUCGCUGAACAAUUUUAUUCGAACAAAAAUAACUGAAAUAACUUUCAGCAAAAAAGUAGCACGAAGCUCAAUAUGCCAAGAUCGAAAGUCAUUAGUUUUAAAAGGCGAACAAAAAUUUGAAGAUAAAUUCGAGGAAGAAGUUCUGAAAUAUUGCGAUCAGUGUAUACCACUUCCGUUUAUUGCCGCAUAUGAACAACAUAAAUUGUUGAAUACUAAAAAAAUAGGUGAAGGGGCUUAUGGAGAAGUAUUUCGUUGUUCAAAAUAUCAGAAAGGAUUGGAAAAACACGUCUCUAAUAUAGUAUUAAAGGUUAUACCUUUGGAGGGUUCUAUAGAAAUUAAUGGAGAAAAGCAAAAAACAUUCAGUCAAAUUUUACCAGAAAUAAUUAUUACUAAAAAAAUGAGCAAUCUUCAAAGAAAUAAAACUAAUUCUACGGAUGGAUUUGUAAACAUACACAAGGUAUCACUAGUCAAAGGAAAAUACCCACAACAUCUUAUAAAGCUGUGGGAAAAAUAUGACGAGGAAAAGGGAUCUGAAAACGACCACCCGAAACUUUUUGGAGACAAUCAACUUUUUGUGGUCCUAGAACUGAAGUUUGGAGGAAGUGACAUGGCGAAUUUUCAAUUUUUAAAUUCCGAGCAAUCAUAUUACGCCUUACAACAGAUUAUUCUAGCGCUUGCUGUUGGUGAAGAAGAGUAUCAAUUUGAGCACAGGGAUCUUCAUUUGGGAAAUAUAUUAAUUGAAUACACCAAUAGAAAGCACAUAAUUUUUACAUUAAAAAACAGAAAUUUAACUGUGCUUUCAAGAGGAGUGAAAAUGACUAUUAUUGACUAUACUCUUUCAAGAAUAACAAUUAAUAACUGCUGCUAUUUUAAUGACCUCUCAAGUGAUGAGGAACUUUUUCAGGCAACAGGGGAUUAUCAAUAUGAUGUCUAUCGAAUGAUGCGGAAAGAAUUAAAGAACAACUGGUCAUCGUUUUCACCAAAAACAAAUAUCCUAUGGCUUUCAUAUGUUAUCGUUAAGUUACUGGAUAGCGUGAAAUAUAAAAGUAUCAAUACGAAGGUUCACAGGAUGUACAUUGAUAAAAUAAAGGAAUUGCAAAACAUUAUAAUGACAUUUGAAAGUGCUACUCAUUGCGUAAAUCAUCUGUUUAAUUUAAAUCAAAAUGUAAAUCAAAAAAGUAUAGAACGGGCUCACCCAUUUGGUACGAAUUCUCUCUUGGAUCGAUGACGGUAAACAUAUCCA